Molecule: messenger RNA, 1542 nt
Organism: Lodderomyces oxycetoniae
Lineage: Eukaryota; Fungi; Ascomycota; Pichiomycetes; Serinales; Debaryomycetaceae
Gene: CGT1
Product: mRNA guanylyltransferase
Exons: 1
Coding region: 1-1542 (513 amino acids)
Biological process (GO): 7-methylguanosine mRNA capping
Cellular component (GO): mRNA capping enzyme complex
Molecular function (GO): ATP binding; mRNA guanylyltransferase activity
Source: RefSeq, a predicted model, not a curated record
AUGAGAAGGAAAAAUAUCAACAAUAAAAAGACAAAAGGAUAUACUAGCCAAGGAUUGGGGGCCCCAGUUGAGAGGAUAGGGAAGGCUAAGAUGAUACAGUUAGAGGAUAGAGAUAUUCCUAUAAUACCAGGUACGAAACUUGAUGAAGAAGAGGCGCAUGAAUUGCGGUUUAUGGUUGCUGAGCUACUAGGAAGAAGAGCAACGACAUUUCCAGGGUCGCAGCCGGUAUCGUUUGAGAGAAAACAUCUUGAGGAAACAUUGAUGCAAAAGGAUUACUUUGUGUGUGAAAAAUCCGAUGGACUAAGGUGUCUUUUGUUUCUAAUCAACGACAUGCAGAAAGGCGAAGGGGUCUUUUUGAUAACUCGUGAAAAUAGCUACUAUUACAUUCCUCAUAUCCACUUCCCGCUCUCGGUUCACGAAUCACCCGGAAAUAUGACUUAUCACCAUGGCACGUUGUUAGAUGGCGAGUUGGUCUUGGAAAACAAAAAUGUAAGUGAGCCGGUAUUGAGGUACUGCAUUUUCGACGCCUUGGCAAUCAAUGGUAAAUGCAUAAUAGAUCGUCAACUACCGAAAAGAUUGGGGUAUAUCACGGAAAAUAUAAUGAAACCUUUUGAUCAGUACAAAAAAUCGAAUCCCGAGAUUGUAAACUCCCCCGAUUUCCCCUUCAAAGUUGGGUUCAAGAGUAUGUUGACAUCGUAUCACGCAGAUGAUGUUUUGAGCAAAAUGGACAAGUUAUUCCACUCGUCGGAUGGGUUGAUAUACACGUGUGCAGAAACUCCUUACGUGUUUGGAACCGACCGCACAUUGUUGAAGUGGAAGCCGGCAGAUGAAAACACUGUUGACUACCAAUUGGAGUUUGUGUUUAACAAGGUACAAGACCCAGAUUUGGAUGAAAGAGACCCAUCAUCAACGUAUGUCGAUUACGAUAGUAAACCAGACUUGAUAAAACUUAGAGUAUGGCAAGGUUCCAACGUACACACGGAUUUCGCUGAACUAGAUCUAACCGAUGAUGAUUGGGAAAGAUUAAAGGCUUUGAAUGAACCAUUACAAGGUAGGAUAGCCGAAUGCCGACAAUCCACCUCCAGAAAAGGUAAAUGGGAAAUGCUUAGAUUUAGAAAUGACAAGAGUACUGGAAACCAUGUAGGAGUUGUUGAGAAAAUCCUCAUCUCCAUCAAAGACGGAGUUAGAGAGAAGGAGGUUAUUGAAAAAUGCCCCGAAAUACAGCGGGCCUGGAAGCAAAGAGAGGUGGAGAGGAGGAAAAGACAUCUAAAUGGUGCAAAUCUGAGCAGGAACUCUUCCGUUGCUCAAUCUCAUGAAGAGCCACCAACUAAGAAGUUGAAAACUAAUAUAAAAAGCGAUGGAGAGUCUCAACAACAACCACAACCACCACAACAACAACAACCACCACCACCACCACAACAACCACAACAACCACAACAACCACAACAACCACAACCACUUCGCUCCGAACAAAAGGAAACCGCUCAGCUUGAUGAGAUACCAACUUAUGUAGAUAGUGACGACGAUGACAAUGACGAGUGA